AUGGAAAAAAGCUGGAUGACUGAGCCUAAUAGACUUCGAUCACCUGCUUAUGCUGCAGGCGUUAACAAUUUUCUUGAGAUGGCGCAAAACCAUGCUAGGGGAAGUCAUCGCAUUCGGUGUCCAUGUCGAAUAUGUUCUAAUAAUCUCUUCCUGCCUUUACUUACCGUAGAGAGUCACUUGUUCAUAAAUGGGAUCGAUCUGAACUACACUGAAUGGAUUUUCCAUGGUGAGGAGGAAACCCGAAAUUUGUAUGUGGACGAUGAAGAAGUUGCUGUUAGUGAUGAAGAUGAAUUCAUCGAUGAUAUGGACAAUAUGUUAGACGACAUAUUGGCUGGGACAAACGUCGAUGUUCCCCAAAGUAGCACUCCAUUGCCGAGCCGGGAUUCAUUUCCUGAAGCAUUACCAGUGUCAUCGUUUGACGAGCUAUUAGAGGAUGCUCGACGUCCACUUUUCGGCGGUUGUACAAAAUUCUCUAAACUUUCGUUCAUUGUGAAAUUGUUACACAUAAAAACCCUUGGUGGCUGGUCAAUCAAGUCAUUUGAUAUGCUCCUUAACUUGUUGAAGUCUGCUUUUCCGGAUGCUGAAUUGCCACUCUCAUAUGAAGAUGCUCGUUCAUUGGAGCGAGGUUUGGGCUUCAAGUACAACAAAAUUCAUGCCUGCCCCAAUGACUGCAUCUUAUAUUGGAAGGAAUAUUCAGAACUAAAUUCAUGCCCUAUAUGUAAGGCCUCAAGGUGGAUGUCAACUACAAAUGGGACCCGGGUGAUCCCUCAUAAGGUGUUGCGGCAUUUUCCUUUAAAGCCAAGAUUACAGCGACUUUUCCUGUCCACAAAGAUAGCAGCUGAAAUGAGAUGGCAUAAAGAGAAGCGAGUGACAGAUGAUUUAUUUCUGCGUCAUCCCGCUGACUCUAAGUCUUGGAAGGCUUUUGACGAGGCACAUAGUUGGUUCGCUAACGAUCCUCGCAAUGUUAGGCUUGGUUUGGCAAGUGAUGGUUUCAAUCCAUUCAACAAUAUGGCUAAGCCUUACAGCAUAUGGCCAGUGAUCCUUGUACCAUAUAACUUGCCACCGUGGUUAUGCAUGAAAGACCAAUUCUUUAUGACAUCCCUCAUUAUUCCUGGCCCAAAAUCACCGGGGAAUGACAUCGAUGUUUAUUUGCAGCCGUUGCUCGAUGAAUUGCUUGAACUUUGGGAACAUGGGAAUACAGAUUCCCAUUGGUUGAAAUAUGGCCGGAAACACUGUUAUAUGGGACAUCGGCGUUUCCUCCCGCAAAACCACAUUUGGAGGAAGAAAAAGUUGUUGUUUAAUGGUAAUGAAGAUCAUCGCAUUCCACCAAGACUGUUAGGGGGAGCAGAUAUUUUAAGUCAGCUACAGAUGCUUGGGGAUGUACCAUUUGGAAAAUCUAUUAGGAAGAGAAAACGGACUGCCGUAGAGUUGAACUGGACGAAGGACAGCAUAUUUUUCAAGUUACCUUAUUGGUCAACACUACUACUUCGGCAUAAUUUAGAUGUCAUGCAUACUGAGAAGAAUAUAUGUGAUAACAUCUUCGGCACUUUAUUGAAUAUUCCUGGGAAAACAAAGGAUAAUAUAAACUCUAGACGUGAUCUAGAGUUGUUAGGGUUAAGAAAGGAAUUGCAUUUGAAGGUUGAAGGGCAGAAAAUUACCAUGCCUCAUGCAUUGUACACGUUACACGGAGAUGAAAGGAAGACAUUUUGUUCUUGGCUGACCAAUGUUAAAUUUCCAGAUGGGUUCGCAUCCAAUAUCUCCCGCUGUGUUUCUGUACAUGAUUGCAAAAUCUCUGGCUUCAAAAGCCAUGACUGCCAUGUUUUCUUGCAGCGCUUACUGCCUAUUGCUGUCGGCGGGUACUUAAGGAGUGAUAUCGCCUUAGCGUUGACUGAACUAAGCACUUUCUUCAAAGAGUUGUGUGCGAGAACACUAGAUAUCAAUCGCCUGUCCCAGCUUGAAAUUGAUGUUGCCUACAUCCUGGAGCACUACGCGAAAUGUCAGGUGAACAACCAAAAUUCCAUUGAUCGAACACAUCAACAUGAGUUUCCAACGUGGUUCAAGAAACGUGUUCAAGACCAGCGAUCUAGCAACCCACUUGGGGUCUCUGCCGAUCUAUAUGCGUUGGCUUGUGGUCCUGACAAUUGGGUGGGAUCCUACACUGCUUGCAUAAUAAAUGGGAAAAGGUUCCAUACAAAGCAGCGCGAACUUCGGCGACGAACACAAAAUUCGGGUGUGGUGGUAACUGGGGACCAACAGUCUAAUAAUGUGGACUUCUAUGGUGUUAUCAAUGAUGUCGUGGAGUUACACUACAUGGGAGGGCGUCGAGUGUACUUGUUCUCUUGUGAUUGGUUUGAUGUUGGCGAUAAGAAACGGGGUGUACGAGUAGACCACCACAUGACUAGUGUCAAUAUGGACAGGACUUGGUAUAAGGACGACCCGUAUGUGUUGGCAUGCCAGGCUUCGCAGUGUUUUUACAUUAGAGAUCUAAGAAUGAGGGGAAAUUGGUGUGUUGUCCAGAAGUUCAAUAAUAGGAAUGUAUAUGACAUUCCACCCAUCAUGAGGGUGUUAGAAGAUUUGGAUGGUCAAUGUAGUGACGAUGAUGCUUAUCAAGAAAAUGAAUCUGCAUAUGAUUACGUACCCAUGCAAUGUGAUGAAGUUCCUGUGGUGACUCCACUAACUCGGAUUGAUAUAGAACCUAGGCAAAUUGAUGCACGUGAAGUGGCGAUGAUGGGUCUAGCAGGCAUAGAUUUAGUUACAAGAGCAAGCAUGGAAGAUCCACUCGCCCUGUCUGGUUCAGAUGAUGGGUAUGGGGAUGGAGAAUAUUCCGAUGAGGAAGACCUAUCCACAGAUCUAGAGUCCAUGUAA
Messenger RNA from Juglans regia (Persian walnut), 2865 nucleotides. RefSeq lists its product as uncharacterized. Bases 1 to 2865 code for a protein of 954 amino acids. The transcript has 4 exons. NCBI's taxonomy places the organism in Eukaryota, Viridiplantae, Streptophyta, Magnoliopsida, Fagales, Juglandaceae. The record is from RefSeq and is a predicted model, not a curated record.